Notothenia coriiceps (black rockcod) is the source of this 1429-nucleotide messenger RNA. It is a transcript of the gene asf1ba, whose product is annotated as anti-silencing function 1Ba histone chaperone. Bases 285 to 878 code for a protein of 197 amino acids. Gene Ontology annotation, cellular component: chromatin; nucleus. The record is from RefSeq and is a predicted model, not a curated record. The transcript is spliced from 4 exons. Lineage: Eukaryota; Metazoa; Chordata; Actinopteri; Perciformes; Nototheniidae. Gene Ontology annotation, molecular function: histone binding. Gene Ontology annotation, biological process: DNA replication-dependent chromatin assembly.
ACCGCUUGCCGUAGGCGCGGUAGAGCCUGGGUAGUACAGUAAAGCGGCGGGAGAACAGAAUAUCUGUCCUCAAAUAUAAUAACAGUCCACAUUUAUACACAAUAAUAAGCAAAUAGUGUGCAUUGCGUCGUUUCAAGAAGGUUUUAGUUUGUUAAAACCCGUCGGUGUUUGGCAGAUAAUACCGUUGACCGCGUGCAUUGUUGUACUGCAUCUUUUUAAACCAUUCGCCUGGAAUCUGCUUUGGACGUUUGUUUUUAUUAGCCCGUUUUAGCGCUCCAGCAAUAAUGGCGAAGGUACAGGUGUUAAAUGUGGCGGUCCUAGAUAACCCUAGUCCCUUUGGAAACCCCUUUCAGUUUGAAAUAACUUUUGAGUGUAUGGAGGACCUUCCUGAAGACCUUGAAUGGAAGAUCAUCUAUGUUGGCUCCGCAGAGAGUGAAGAGUAUGACCAAGUCCUCGACUCCGUCUUGGUCGGCCCAGUGCCUGCUGGGAGACACAUGUUUGUGUUUCAGGCUGACGCCCCAAACACUGGACUGAUUCCUGAAAGUGAUGCUGUUGGUGUGACUGUAGUCCUGAUCACAUGCACAUACCGUGGACAGGAGUUCAUCCGCAUUGGUUACUAUGUGAACAAUGAAUACACAGAACCAGAUCUUCGUGAAAAUCCACCGAUCAAGCCAAACUACACACAGCUUCAGAGAAACAUUCUGGCAUCGAACCCACGUGUGACGAGAUUCCAUAUAAACUGGGAAGGCUGUGCAGAGCGGAUGGAGGACUGUGAAAAUGUGGAUCCCUCAUCAAACUCCAUGCUCCCACCAUCAUGUCUCCCGGGCAAGGCCCCCCCUUUAGGGAUACUACCAGAUAACUCCAUGGACUGCUUAUAGAGCCCCAAAGUUAAUACCAAAGUUAAUACCAAGAUCUUCUGAAGAAUGCCUAUGGACAUUCAAGUGUGGAUGUAAAGACAUCUUUGCCUUGCAGCUUUCCUUAUUUACCUGAAGCUUGUCAAAACGUAACUCUCAUCUUGGGAUUCAGAUGAUUGUUUGUUUUAAGGAGGAUCAAGAACAUCUUACUGGUAUGAGCAUCACUUAUAUAUGUGAAAUGUUCUUACCAUAACAUUUAAAACAUUAUUUAACUCAUGGGAGGGAAAAGGGUGACUGACAUUAGCUGAACUGAAAGCCGAUGUGUGAUUCACCUUCCUUCCUCUUGUAGAUGCAGAACUGAUUUGUACCAGUUUGGGAGGAUUUCAGAGCUCAAGCUAUAAAACGCAGUGUUAUUGCUGUAUAGGAAUGUGAUAAUCUGCCAUUAUAUUUGGGUUCAAAUUUAUUUUGCACUUAAACCUUUUUCUUUGGGAGUUUUGAAUGGGAUACAUUACUUUUCCAUGUUUUUUUGUUUUGUUUCCAACUUUAUGUUCUAAAUAAAAAUUGAUGUUGUUAUC